Molecule: messenger RNA, 2485 nt
Organism: Doryrhamphus excisus (bluestripe pipefish)
Lineage: Eukaryota; Metazoa; Chordata; Actinopteri; Syngnathiformes; Syngnathidae
Gene: setdb2
Product: SET domain bifurcated histone lysine methyltransferase 2
Biological process (GO): negative regulation of gene expression; heterochromatin organization
Cellular component (GO): nucleus
Molecular function (GO): zinc ion binding; protein binding; DNA binding
Source: RefSeq, a predicted model, not a curated record
UUGAAAUGUACUGUUAUCCCGUAAGAGGGUUUGUCAGACAGUUUGUGGUAAGUUUGGAACCAUACGGUAUCGUUUAGAUGCCAAGUCCAAAUGUUAUAUUUUAAUAUGAAUAAUUACUUUUUCGUUAAAUUUUAUUUUGUUAUGCUGGUGACACAUAUUGGCCCGUCAUUUGCCUGUCAGGCGGGUUCAGGACAUUGAAGGCGCUCUGUCUGUAAGACAAAUAAAAGGGUCAAUUUACCCCGAACACUUGGCUGUUGUGUGUGUGUGGUUUUUUUUAAAGAGAAUAUUCGCUCCUUAAUUGAAAGUCGGUGCUGUUGAUGCUAAUAUUUAUACAUAAACAGCUAUUUGGAAUGGCUUUAUGAUCCUUACAUGAAAAGAUGGAACUAUGGGGCUAUGUUAGAUGGGGCCAGCUGCCAGGGGACGCUCGCCUUUGAUUGUGAAGUGAUUUCAUUAGCUUAGCAGCUAGUAGCAGCUAAUAGCAGCUAAUAGCAGCUAGUAGCAGCUAAUGCCACUUUGUUGUAAACCGCUUUUGACUUUAGCAGUCCGUCCUGUUGUUGGCUUUGUGUUAGCUUUGUGUUAGUUUUGUGUUAGCUUUGUGUUAGCUUUGUUAGCUGGCUGGAGCGACAAAUGGAUGAUUCAUUUGAUCACCAAGAUGUUGAUCGGGCAAAAACCUUCUGGGCCAAGGAAAAGGUGGAUCGGGUGUUCAGUGUCUUAUACAAGCACCUGGAUCACCUGAGAGAAGUCCUGAAGACAAACACUGCAACAGACAAAGAACGGGUUCAGGCCUUGAAGCUGUUUGACUGCCUGGACUGGACGCUUCUAUCUCCUUCAAGUGAUACUCCGGUGGUGCAGGUGGUGGUUGGUGCAGAUAAUCUGCAGGAUGGAGCUUCUCAACACAGCCCGACCUACACGCCUCCCCUGUCAGCGGCAUCCCCUGCAGGCUGUGAGGACCUGCUGUGUCCUCUGGCGCCCAAUCAGCUGCAGUACCAGCCGCACGUGUGUUGCAAGGCCUGCCUGCCCACUUUACCCGACAUGCACCAGUCCACACCGCCGUUCUGGGAUCAGAACCCUCUUAAGGUUCCGCUGCUCUGCCAUUUCAAGAGGAUGAUGGCCAUGCCGCUGUUGACGUCAAAAGAGGGCGCGGCCAGCAACCGUUGGCAUACUGACGCCUCAGAUGAGGAGGAAGAUGAAGGCCACUGCGAUGUCAUUUAUAAGGCCCCAUGUGGGCAAAGCCUACGUAACCACGACGAUGUGAUGCACUUCCUGUUUGCCACCGAUAGCUGCCAUAUGCUGCAGCUAGACAACUUCUCCUUCAACAUGGCAGUCCAGUUGGAUCCUCCUGCGGGACAAGAGCCCUGGUUUCCAGAGAUAGACCUGAGCCGCGGCGCUGAGCCAACGCCGGUGGAGCUGUGUGUCGGCCCCGGCGAUACCCGACCAGCUGAAUUCCGCUACAGGAAAGACCGCUGGCCGCACGGCUGUUUCUUGAGCCGUGGCCCCUUGUUUGAUGCCUGCUGUGACUGCACGGAUGGAUGUGUGGACGCACAGCGCUGCGCCUGCAUCGCCAUGACGGGAGCCGGCCACCAUUACACCCAUCAGAGACUGCCCCGGCCUCUGUCGUCAGGGUUGUUUGAGUGCGGGCCGUGGUGCAGCUGUGAUCGCGCUCGUUGUCGGAAUCGAGUUGUGCAGAGGGGAAUCAAAGUGCGUCUUCAAGUCUUCCGGACAGAGCGCUGUGGCUGGGGUGUGCGUUGCCUUGACGACAUGGAUGCGGGGACGUUUGUGUGCAUAUUCGCAGGCGUCAUCCUGCAGAGAGUCCAGAAACCCAAUGAGCCGCCGCCUCCGAAACUGACCAGAGUCGACCUGCCAUCAGAUGACGAGGUGGAGGUGGUCACCGAGUGGCUGGCGCCCCCCGUACUGGAGGGAAGCAACUUGGAAGCACCCGAACCCACCUUGCCCCCGCUGCAUGUGCCAGUCAUUCAGAGACCCCCAGAGGCCAGCGCACGGCAGGACGAAGACAAGGCGAAGAAGGUUUCCAUGAUGACGGUGAACGCUGAUGGCUGUGGCAUCAAGACAGACCGUCACAAGAGUUUGAAGAGAGUGGUGAACCCUGGUGAUGUCUAUUUGCUGGAUGCCAGAAAGGAAGGAAACGUGAGCCGCUUCCUCAACCACAGUUGCCAGCCAAAUCUAUUCAUCCAGAACGUCUUCACUGAUUCACACGACCCCGACUUCCCCAUCACCGCCUUCUUCACCAACAGCGUGGUGAAGGCAGGUACAGAGCUCACCUGGAAUUAUUCUCUUGACACACACGUCUCACCAAAGCAACAACAGGAAGUGGUCUGUGUGUGUGGCAGCGAUGACUGCUUAGGGAGAUUCAUGACGGAGAACCUGUGUGAAAUGUGUCAUUUUGGAAGUCCAGAUGCUUCUGAUUCCACUUGACCCGACCCCGGAGAUUACUAUGUACAUUUUCUAAAUAAAACUAUCCUUUUCA